AUGAAGGUCAACCGAGGUCGCAUCAUCGAAAUGCCUCUCGAUAUGUGUCCACUCUGUGGUGGAACAAGUCACAGCAACAAUUGUUUUGGGGCUCUGGCAGUCCUCUGGGUGCUUAGGGUGCCCUCGGCUCACCACUCCUUUCAGCACCCCGUCGGCCGCAGCGCCAUUGCCACGCUGCGUGAUGUGUUCGAGCUCAACAAUCACGCCCUCAACCCUCUUGUAGUCUUGUCCGGUGUCUACCACGAGAGCCGGGUGGCUCAGCUAUGGGCCGCCCACUGUCUUGUCAUGUCAGACAACAUCCAGUGGAUCAAUGCCUGCGGUCUCAAGGUAUCCGUGCCUCCUGGAAAACCCUGA
Messenger RNA from Verticillium nonalfalfae, 354 nucleotides. RefSeq lists its product as uncharacterized. The coding region runs from base 1 to 354 and encodes 117 amino acids. The record is from RefSeq and is a predicted model, not a curated record. Lineage: Eukaryota; Fungi; Ascomycota; Sordariomycetes; Glomerellales; Plectosphaerellaceae. The transcript has a single exon.